GUUUACUGUAGUAAAGUAGGUGUUCUGGGCAUUCUGUGGUGUAAUUUUCUAUUCUAGUACACUGUAAUCUGAGGAACAAUGAGGCACUCCAGGCUCUGGAAACAACCAAGCAACUCUUCAGGUUCGUGGCAUGGCGUGUGGCAAGCUAAGCGAGGCGUUCGAGAGAGCCGUCAGGCUGAAUGAAUCGCCGCUGAAAGACAACGCUAACAAGUUUUGGACACCUCAGAAGAGCAGGGGAGAUCCGUUACCCGCUCGUGGUUGCUGGUCAUCUGCUCGGCGGCGCCCCUCGUUUCUACGUGACAGUUCGGACAGCGAAGAUGAAAUUAAGACGUCAUUGAAAAGAAAGCCACCUGCCUCACGACUUCUGACGCCAUGCACCGCUGUGAAGACACCAUCUGCCGAGGACAGGGAUGCCUGGUUUCUUGAGUCACUCUCCGACAGCACACCUCCGGAGAAAUGCCGCCCAGAUGCGCUCAGGUUCAGGCAACAUUUCCCUAGUUCCCGGGAAGAGCUUGCUAGCAUCCUCUUUUCAAUUUUCAACAGGGAGGUCUUCGCUUGCAAGCUCCCUCCGGGAGAAAUUUCCUGGAACAGCAGAUUAAUAUCUACAGCAGGCCGGUGUUUCAACUUGCCCAACCACAAGUAUCGUGUGGAGCUCUCAUUGAAGAUUCUUCGCAAUGCUGAGCAAACAAGGGACACCGUAUUGCACGAACUGUGCCACGCAGCAGUCUGGUGCCUGCACAACUGCAAGCGAGGCGGCCAUGGUGAACUGUGGCACUUCUGGGUGGAUCGCGCCGCUCGAAGGUUCCCGAAACUUCCCCCCGCCCAAAGGUGUCAUGACUACAAGCAUCCGCAAGCAAGGAAACUUACCUUCAACCUGUGACCAUGAUGCCAGUAGUUCUUUUUUUUCGCCAUAUAAUAGGUAUAAUUAUUGAAAAGAAGCUGUUCUCGUAUGAGCUUGAGCAUGCAUUCGAGCUUUUUCAUGAUGCACGUUGCUGUCACAGGGAGUUCCCUUUGCUAUCAGUGGUCGGAUGCUGUUUUGGUGCCCUUUCAAAAUGACAUCCCAGCAAGAAUGAUACCCCAUCGACUUGGCUGCCCUCUGUAGAUGCUCAGAUUUUCCAGUGCACCUGCCAGACUUCCUGAAGGAUGACUCUGCUGCUUUAUGCUAUGCUGCGAUUUAUUUCCGAAUUAAUUUGUGUAACUGGGCAGUGCAUACAAAUUUGUGGCUUUGGUAUUGCAAGUUUUUUAGAGUUGAAAAGAUUUUACCAUUUGAAGGUAUCGGACAAAUAUGCUACUUGAAAUGGAAUGAGCAGAAAUGCUGAAAGUGUCACCUGAAGAGUAGUAGAUGACAGGCUCAAGUAUUCGCUUUGAUCAUCACACACACUGCUCACUGUAUUGCAACACAUCAUACUUGGGGCUGUAACGAGGAUAAGAGUGCAGUUUCAUUGUGGAAUGGAAAUAUAGAAACAUAGGUUUAUUUCUUUCAUACCGAUGUUUAUAUGCCGCUUCUCAGCACAUCUGUUUGUUGCCAAUGAUAUUGUUGUAGAGCAGAAGCUGUGUGUGACAUACAGAUGCAACAAAUAUUUCUCGAAAAUUCUCACUGCAACAAAUAUAUGAGCAUAAUUUCUUUGAUAAAGCAAAUGUCUCUGUGCCCUUA
This is a messenger RNA of Rhipicephalus microplus (southern cattle tick), 1654 nucleotides long. RefSeq names its product germ cell nuclear acidic protein. NCBI's taxonomy places the organism in Eukaryota, Metazoa, Arthropoda, Arachnida, Ixodida, Ixodidae. The record is from RefSeq and is a predicted model, not a curated record. Gene Ontology annotation, cellular component: nucleus.